Arvicanthis niloticus (Nile rat) is the source of this 1922-nucleotide messenger RNA. RefSeq names its product zinc finger protein 280B-like. Gene Ontology annotation, biological process: regulation of DNA-templated transcription. Gene Ontology annotation, molecular function: DNA-binding transcription factor activity, RNA polymerase II-specific; RNA polymerase II cis-regulatory region sequence-specific DNA binding. Lineage: Eukaryota; Metazoa; Chordata; Mammalia; Rodentia; Muridae. The record is from RefSeq and is a predicted model, not a curated record.
GGAGGUGGCACACCCGUCGGGAGCCACAUUAGAAAUGGAGCAGCCAUUCCUGUUAGAUGAUGAAGAACAAGAUCCAGAACCACAGCAGAGUUCACAAGAACCCAUCCAAGUUCAUGAUGCUGAUGCCGAUGCCGACGAAGAUGCCGAGCUGAUCUUCGUAGGGGUGGAGAACGUGAAAGAAGACGCCGAGCUGAUCUUUGUGGGAGUAACUUCAACUUCCCAACCAGCCAACUCGAACAUUCUAAACAGAGUCACCCCAGGUUCACGGUUAAAAAGAAAGCAUAGCCGGCUUAGAGAGGCCACGACUCCAAGAUUGCAGCCCUCACGACCUGCCGCCCCCACAUCAGAGGCAGUGAUUGUCUUGCCGGCGUCUCCAGUUGAAUCAAGAUCAACAGAUAGUCCUAUUAUUAUUGAGCCUUUGUCCGAGUCUGAUGAUAAAAGUAAUUCACCACAAGCUGUGCCUAGUAACUCUUCAAAGUGUUGCUCACCUCUGGUUACACUCUCAAGUUCAGAGAAUAGUCCGGCGAAGGCAGCGCUUUCAGGAGGAGGUUUGAAUGAAAGUUUGUAUGUACCGAAGUGCCAUUUUUCCAUAAAUCCACAGAGGCCUGAACGUAGUAUUGAGAUUGUAGAAGACUUGUCUUCAGCUUUGCCCCCUUCAGGUACCUUGCAUACCUCGAGUGCGCAACAGAGGACACCUUCCUUUGAUGCUCCCAACUCACUGAACCGUUUUGUGAAUGGGGCACCUCUUUCAGAGGGCUCUGUCCACCCUCGCCAGGACAGUGGAUUGAUGGAAGUGGACUUUUCAAAUCCUGCAAGUCAAGAGACUUUUGAUCCCAAGAAAGGAAGUUUGACCCUGUUACUUAGUGACUUUUAUUAUGGACAGUAUAAAGGGGAUGGGAAGCCAGAGCAGAAGACUCACACAACCUUUAAAUGUCCCAGCUGCUCGAAAGCUCUAAAAAAUGUUAAAUUUAUGAACCAUACCAAGCAUCAUUUGGAGCUCGAGAGGCAGGGCAGUGAUGACGCCUGGGAGAGCCACACCACCUGUCUCCGCUGCCACUGCCAGUUUGCUUCCCCUUUCCAGCUGGAGUGCCACAUCGACCGUGUGCACACGGCACCAGACCCUUCUGUGGUCUGCAAAAUCUGUGAAUUGUCAUUUGAGACAGAGCAAGCCCUCUUACAGCACAUGAAAGAUAAUCAUAAGCCUGGGGAAAUGCCCUAUGUGUGCCAGGUCUGUAAGUACAGGUCCUCUGUCUUCGCGGAUGUGGAAACACAUUUUACAAAGUGCCACGUAAACACUAAGAACCUGCUUUGUCCAUUUUGUCUUAAGAUCUUCAAAACUGGGAUGCCGUACAUGUGCCAUUACAGGGGCCACUGGGAAAGGAUCGGCCACCAGUGCUCCAAGUGCCGGCUGCAGUUUUUAACCUUCAAGGAGAAAAUGGAGCAUAAGACCCAGUGCCACCAGAUGUUUCAGAAGCCUAAGCAGCUGGAAGGGUUGCCUCCUGAGACGAAGGUCGUGAUCCAGGUGUCAGUGAAGCCUGUUGAGUCGGAUUCUGUGAAAGUAGCCUCAAUCACUGUGAGCACAACUGACUGGGAGCCAUCCUACCCCAGAUCUCAAGGCAGACUCUCAAAAAAGUCCCGUUAAUUCUAAUCUAAGUCCCAAUCCAAACCCUUCAGAGAGACGGGAGUACAAACCCAUACAUCGGUUAAUCACUGGUGCCCAAGAUGCUGAACUGAUGAACAGAUCUUUUUCCCUUGAUUUGGAGAUAAUGCAGGGUUUUGUCUGUUUUCUGAGGGUGUCUUUUGUUCUUAUUUGGCGCUGGAGUUGGAUCCAAGGCUUCACACACAAUAAGCAAGCUCCAUCACCCCAGUCCCCAGCUACAGCAUUUUCUGAGUGAACAGUGAGUGUUAUUUAAAAUACAUCU